Messenger RNA from Echinops telfairi (small Madagascar hedgehog), 1552 nucleotides. It is a transcript of the gene CEP295NL, whose product is annotated as CEP295 N-terminal like. The record is from RefSeq and is a predicted model, not a curated record. The transcript has a single exon. NCBI's taxonomy places the organism in Eukaryota, Metazoa, Chordata, Mammalia, Afrosoricida, Tenrecidae. Bases 1 to 1497 code for a protein of 498 amino acids.
AUGACUAGGAAGCUGGAGCGGGCCGGCUGGCUGGCCCCCGACCCCGCGGAUGAAACCCCAUGCUGGACAUCAGAGCUGCGGCUGCUGCAGGCCCAAGACAAGGGCGACAUGGCUGCGUGGCGGAGACAGGACCUGCGGCAUCUGGGGAACCAACCGCUGGCCACCGAGCCUGUGGCUGAGGGGCAGGAGGGGCAGCAGACACCAGUCAGGGACCCAGAGUUGUUCCAGGAGGCACAGUUGCAGGGUGCUGAGGGUGGGCAGUCCCAGGACAAGGAGCCCGGCCCUGAGGGGGCUGAGCAGCGAGCCACCACCAGGCAUCAGCAGACCAAAGCAGCCCUCAGGGAGGAGGGUGGCCAUCAGGAGGGGCUAGCAUGGCACCCCAAGACUGGGAUGAAGGUGACAAGCACCUCCAGUGUCACAAGGGCGGCCCAGUCCCCUCUCAGCAAGCGACGAGGGCCCUCUGGGAGGACCAGCGGGGGUCGUCAGCAUCCGGACCCCUGGGUGAACAGAGGGGAGGACGUGGACAAGCUGUGUCCCGAGGACAGGGAACCCCUGGGGGAUGGAACGAAAGAGGUGGCCCAAGACAGGCGGAGGCAGCUGGGGAAGGAGGUGGCCACCUUUACCCACUACCUGAAACCUGACCCUCUGGAGUCGAGCCGAGAGGCCAGGCGGCCGGAGCAGGGACAGUGGCCAGUGGGCUUGACCCGCAGAAAGGGGGCCGUGUGUGCCACCCCUGUGGGCAGGCCGGGGGGCUCUCAGAGGUGGCACCGGGAGCUCGAGUUCGCCUUCGAGGAGCUGUUCGCCACCAACCGGAAGCUGAAGGCCCAGCUGGGCUUACACUUGGAGCAGAAGCCCAGGAAGGGGCAGAGCCUCACAGCGGACCAGGGCCCCCGAAAGGCCGAGAUGGGGGCGACGCCCACCCAGGACAACCUGAAAACGUUGCUGGCCAAGAUCGAGACCCAGAAAUACCACCGCCUAGCCAAGACCAAGUUUGAUGAGAAAAGCAAGGUGGCUAAAGCCAGCCGUAAGCAGGAAGACGCAGCCUCACCUCCCAGGUCCUGGCCUGGAAAGGACUCCCCCAAAAGCACCAGGCUGGUGGAGGGCGGCCAGCUGGCCGACGGAGGGGGAAGGGGCACGACAGAGGCCAAGCAGACCCCGGAGGCGACAGCACUGAGGAGACAAAAGACACUGGAGCUACUGGAACAGACAGAACACCCCAAGAUGAGCCCAUUCACUGUGCAUGGGGCUCGGCAGGAGGCCCGGAAGCGGGAGCAGAGGAAGGCACCCUCGAAGGCAACCCCCAUGCACUCCCUUGACUUUGAGGGUGCCCUGGGGCCCGGCAGCACCCCCAGCCUGGUGGGCAGCAGCCUGGAUGACAGCAGGCACAGCCAGAUGAUUGUGAACCUGCAGCAGCAGAUCAUUGAGCAGAACAAGGUGCACCGGCAGUUCCUGGAGGAAGCCCGGAAGCGUCUGCAAGAGUUUCAGAAGAUAUGCUGACCGAGAGCGGCCCAGCGAGACCAAUACAGAACCCAUCUCUGGGACGCUUGUCUGA